AUGAGAUUCUCGUGGCCACCGCCUAAUUAUACCAAUCCCGUGUCUCGUGGGCCAACCCUUCUUAUUGUCGAGUCCAUCACUCUUUCAAUUGCCCUUUUGUCUCUAGGUCUGAGGUUCGGGUGGGAUGACUGGCUGAUGGUAGGCUCGGCGGUCUUCGGUACAAGCGUCGCGACUUGUGUCGUCCUGGCAUUUGUUCGGUACGGCUGGGACGUUCAUGUCUGGGAUCUGACCGAAUCCAAAAUGAUAUCCGGGCGGCAGGUCUCGCUUGCCGUCCAGGCCCUAUUUGUACCGGCCACCUCUCUGGCCAAGCUAUCCACGAGUGAAGUGGCCGCUAUGGUGUUUGUUGUGGUGUUAAAUAUUGUCUUCCUGAUAGUCUUGUUUACCGAAUGCAUCGAUUAUGACUGCGUCUCCGAGGCGGGUACCUUAUUGGCUCAAGCCAGCACGACGGCGCUCGCCGAUUUCAGCGUCUGGGUGUUGCCGAUGCCGUGGCUGUACCGGGCCAAGCUACCGCUACGUCAGUGCCUCGCCGUCAUCACGCUCUUUAGUUUCGGUCUUCUCGUCGUCGUAGCCGCCAGCAUCCGCACCUAUUGGAUCCACUUCGUCGUCCAGGAGACAUAA
Molecule: messenger RNA, 618 nt
Organism: Thermothelomyces thermophilus ATCC 42464
Lineage: Eukaryota; Fungi; Ascomycota; Sordariomycetes; Sordariales; Chaetomiaceae
Exons: 5
Coding region: 1-618 (205 amino acids)
Source: RefSeq, a predicted model, not a curated record